CACUCAGCAAGGUCGACCUGUGACACACCAGGUUUCUCUGACGUUUGAGACAUUUCCCAUAAAGAGCGACGCAUGUCAGGAACGUGGUGCGCCUUCUAGCGUUAUUUUGACAUGUCACUGACACGCAUUCGUGUUCGCUAGGGUUCUGUUUCGCUUGAGACGACGAGCUGCGGUCCUGUUUGGUAAUGUUUACACUAGCAGCCAGCUAGCUUUGAUGAACACGCGAGCAUGAGUUCAGCACCGAAUCAUGGCAGCGUCACCGGAACGGAGAACGGACUGACCCACAAACACGCCGUGUCUCUUACUGGACACGUCCGGCAGGUCUUCAGCCAUGUGAAGGUGGAAAACCUGGUGGCAGGGCUGAGUGGAGGAGUGGUGUCCACGCUGGUCCUUCACCCGCUCGACCUGGUGAAAAUCAGGUUUGCAGUCAGCGAUGGAUUGGAACUGAGACCCAAGUACGGUGGCAUGGUCCACUGUAUGAAAAGUGUUUGGAAGCAAGAGGGGCUCCGAGGACUCUACCAGGGGGUGACACCCAACGUGUGGGGUGCUGGAGCCUCCUGGGGUCUUUACUUCUUUUUCUACAAUGCAAUCAAGGCGUAUGUGAAGGAGGGACGACAGAGUGAACUGAGUGCCACAGAGCACCUGGUGUCUGCGGCAGAAGCAGGUAUCAUGACGCUCACCAUAACCAACCCAAUCUGGGUCACCAAAACACGACUGGUCCUGCAGUAUAGUUCCGACCCAAACACGAAGCAGUACAAGGGGAUGCUGGAUGCUCUGGUCAAGAUCUACCGCAACGAGGGUGUACCUGGGCUCUACAAGGGGUACGUACCUGGUUUGUUUGGCACCUCCCAUGGUGCCCUACAGUUUAUGGCAUACGAAGAGCUAAAGAGGGACUACAACAGAUACCGGAAGGUUUCUUCAGACGCCAAGCUGAACGCCCUGGAAUACAUCACAAUGGCGGCUCUAUCCAAAAUCUUCGCUGUCGCCACGACAUACCCAUAUCAAGUGGUCCGAGCUCGACUUCAAGACCAGCACAACAGAUACAGUGGUGUGCUCGAUGUCAUCGGACGGACAUGGAGGAACGAAGGCAUGGUGGGUUUCUACAAAGGAAUGGUCCCCAACUUAAUCCGUGUCACUCCAGCUUGCUGCAUCACUUUUGUAGUCUAUGAAAAUGUGUCCCACUUCCUUCUGGGUCAGAGCUGAUCGCACCUUCCUCAGGAACUGUGUGUGAUGGCGCACACGUUCACUUGCUCUGAAAAGAGUACAGAAUUGUGAAGAGGAGUCACUGGUUUGAUGACGAAGUAAAAGAUGUUUUUUAAUGUGCAACUCUGCUCAAUAUUUCAAAAUUAUGUUUACAUUUUGUUUUAGUUUUCCAGCAGCUGAAAGCUUGCUGCAGGUUAAAAUGAAAGCAGACGUUUAGUCGAUGUUAUUGAACAAACAAAUGAUACACCUCCUACAGAUGUACACUUGCUGGCAGCAGACUGUAAAAGCAUUUCUUUUUUAAUUAAAACUCA
This is a messenger RNA of Synchiropus splendidus (mandarinfish), 1514 nucleotides long. Its product is annotated as mitochondrial folate transporter/carrier-like. Gene Ontology annotation, molecular function: FAD transmembrane transporter activity; folic acid transmembrane transporter activity. Bases 229 to 1203 code for a protein of 324 amino acids. Gene Ontology annotation, cellular component: mitochondrion. Gene Ontology annotation, biological process: nucleotide transport; folate import into mitochondrion. NCBI's taxonomy places the organism in Eukaryota, Metazoa, Chordata, Actinopteri, Syngnathiformes, Callionymidae. The transcript is spliced from 7 exons. The record is from RefSeq and is a predicted model, not a curated record.